Amborella trichopoda is the source of this 941-nucleotide messenger RNA. The record is from RefSeq and is a predicted model, not a curated record. NCBI's taxonomy places the organism in Eukaryota, Viridiplantae, Streptophyta, Magnoliopsida, Amborellales, Amborellaceae.
GGUGUAACUAAAUAUUUUGAUAGUGUAUUUUUUACUCCUUGUAGUCUUUGUGGGGCACAGCAGUGGCGCAUGAGCAAUGGUUGUUGCUUGCUUUUGUUGGGCUUGGGAUGGGGGACUUUGAUUUCUAUUACUAUGUCAGCCAGUGGCCAGGAUCAUAUUGUGCACAAUCGAAGAAAGGUUGUUGCCUCCCAACAACUCGUGAGCCUGAUGAAGACUUCUUCACCGUCGGGCUGUAUGCCGCCACCUCUGCCGGGACCGUGCUUGGAAGGUGCCCAUACAAAGAGUACUUUGAUUUCUCAAAGUUGGUGUGCAUGGAGGCUACUCUGUCCGGUAUGUGGCCUAGCAUCAAGUGCCCAAGCAACAAUGGAAUCUCAAUGUGGAAGUCCUUGUGGAAGAACAGUGGGGUCUGCACAAACCUCGAAUUAAUCGAGUACUUUGAGAAAGGCCUAGUCCUCUAUUAUGAACUCAACCUCCUCAAUGCCCUCAAAAAGCAUGGCAUCGUGCCGGAUGGUCGACUAUACCAACUUGCAGACAUCAAACAAGCACUGAAGGAGGAGAUAGGGGAGGAGGUUGGGAUUCGAUGCAGUACCAACUUGGAGGGAGAAUUUCAACUCUAUGAAGUCUAUGUCUGCAUCGACAAAUCCUUCACCACAGGUGUGAUACCUUGCCUGACCUUGCCCUACUUUACAUGCUCAGAUGAGAUACUCUUCCCUGCGUUCAAUGUCCAAAUGCUCAAGAAGAAUGGGACUAGGAACUCACUCGAGCUCCAAGUUGAAUGAUAGCCAUGGCACUAAGAGAACAUGUUGCUUCUCUUCUCAUUUCGAGCUCAUCCAGUGUGGUGUACAAGAAUUUGUAGUCAUUUUUGGGCUUGAUAUGAAUAAGAUUGUGGUUUGUCUUUAUAAACAUUCCAAUAAAAGCAAGCAAAACAAUGCAAAGCUAGA